Closterium sp. NIES-65 is the source of this 6177-nucleotide messenger RNA. Lineage: Eukaryota; Viridiplantae; Streptophyta; Zygnematophyceae; Desmidiales; Closteriaceae. The record is from the annotation of a GenBank genome assembly.
AUGCCUUUUUGGGCGAUCCUUGUUCUUGUUGUCGUUGCUGCGACUGGGUCGGACGCGACCAAGCCGAAGCCAAUCAGCAUUUCGCUGCGCGCCAAGUGGGAGGGAACACCACUCCUUCUAGAGGCAGGCGAAUUCUUAGCGCGCGAGGACGCGGCUCUCUACUGGAAGUUCCUCGCCGCCUGGCCGCACGCGUCGCCCGAUGCCAACUCCUCCGCGCGCCCCGCUUCCGCCGCGCCGUCCCCGUCCGACGGCGACUGCCUGGACGCGCUGCUGCGCGUCGCCUCGUCGUUCCUCGCGCCCCCCCUAGCGCCGCUGCUGCGCCUGGCGCUCGCCAUGCGCUCGCUCUCGCCCGCGCUGCUCCUGCACCGCCAGCUCGCGCGCCUCUCGCUCUCGCAGGCGGGGCUGCUGGGCCCCCACGGCGCGCAGGAGGGAACUGCGGAAGGGGAGCAGGCGGGGUGGGGCGCAGGGGGGGGCGAUGGGGGCGAGAGGUGGCGGGUGAGUGAGAACCCAGCGGCGCCCAAGGGUCACUGCUGCUGGGUGGAGCUGCAGGGGAAGGUGCUGCUGGGGGAGGCGGAAGUGGCGGCGGCACUGGCACCAGUGCAGGCGGAGGAAAGCAUCCUCAUCAGUGUGACCCCGCCUCGCAUCACCUCCCUCAAUCGCGCCCUCCCCUCCCGCUCUUGCUGCACCGCACUGCCCUCCCCUCAUCGUGGUGCCAGCGCCCCAUCGGCCGCGCCAGCAGCGGAGCACGGGGCGGCGGUGCACGCCUUCGACCACGUGUACCCCUCCGCCUCUGCCGCCGCAGCCUCGCACCACGCGCCCCCCCCCGCCUUCCUCUAUGCCAGCCCCGGCUCUGCCUGCUUCGCUGCCCUGCUGCCCCUCCUCUCCGCUGCUGCACACCAGGGCGCCAUCCGCCUGGUGCUGCGGCCGGUGCUGCCAGCGGGCUGUGAGCAGCACGUGGAGCGGUGUGCGGCGGUGGGGGCGGGCGGGCGGGUGAGUCUGGGCGGGUACGGAGUGGAGCUGGCGCUGAAGAACAUGGAGUACAAGGCGCUUGAUGACAGCAAGCUCCACAAAGACGGUGCAGGGCAGGCAGCAGCAGAGGGGUCGGCUGAUGACUUGGCGCAGCCAGUGAAGGGCUUUCUCUUCCACACCCUUGUGCAACGGUACCCUGAGCAGACGGGCGAGCUGCUGACGUUUCGCGACCAGCUGCUGGCAGCAGAGGAGAUCCGCGACGAGUACAACGUGUGGGAGCUCAAAGACCUGGGCAUUCAGGCCACUCAGCGCAUUGUGGGGGGAGCAGAGCCUCUGCGGCUGAUGCAGGACAUCAACCAGAACUUCCCCAAAAUCAUGGCCUCCCUCGCCAAGACCAAGGUGGACAGCACGGUGGAGGAGGCGGUGCAGGAGAUGCACGGCAUGGUGCAGGCGGGGCGCACCAUCGUGGCACUCAACAGCAUCGCAUUCAACCUCGCCACCCUCGACAUCUUCACCAGCUCUUAUAUAUUCAUCUCUCGCUCCCACUCGCCUGUUCUCUCCCCCUCCGCGCACACCAGUCUGUUGGAAGCCGUGCAGGCCGAGCUGUCGCUUGGAGCACAGCUGCUCUCUCUCAAGGUGAGCCGUCCUUUUUCUCACUGCUUGCUGUGUCAGCUGUAUGCAGCUGCACUGGCCAUUUCUCGCUGGCCUCGCCCUGCCUCCCCCCCACCAUCUACGAGUCUUCUCCCCAGGUUUCUACUCUCGCCUACCAUCACCCCCCCCGUCUCUCUUGCCAUCCCUAUUUCCUCAUGCCCUGUCUCCCCGUGCACCCCCCUCGCCACCCACCAGCUGCCAGCGCCAGUGGUGCGGCAGCUGCUGCAUCUGCCACCGGCAUCGGCGGCGCGGGAGGAGGGGGGAUCGCCGCGGCUGGACUUCCGGUCGCCGUGGCACGUGCACUUCUUCAAUGACCUUGAGCGAGACCGCGAGUACCGCGGCUGGUCGCCCAACAUGCAUGAGCUGCUGAUGCCCAUGUACCCAGGCCAGUUCCGUCCCAUCCGCAAGAACAUAUUCCAUGCUGUCUUCGUGCUCGACCCCAUGCACCCUUCCACACCAAAGGCAGUGGCGCACAUCCACAAGCUGCAUCGGGGCAGCAUGCCCCUCCGCAUGGGGGUCAUCCUCGCCUCCUCCGCGCGCCUCCUCACCCUCAACGACCCCUCCGCCCCUCCGCCCCACCAUGACCUCUCCGAACUGGCCAUGGCGCUCUUCCUGCACAUCAAGGACUCUGUCGGCGUCCGCCCCGCCUUCGACUUCCUUCUCUCGAUGUGGGGAGGCAGUGGAGCGGACGAAUCGGUGGACGACUACGAGGACGCCAUGGUCACGCUGCCGCUCCCGCAGUACACACCGCCCGACCAGCCCACCAUGGAGGCCGCCUUCCUCCACACGCUCAGUGCGGCAGCAGCCGUGUCACAGGGGGGAUCGCUGGGCAGCGACGACGCCAGGAGGGCUGCGCUGGCAUCAGUGCUGGCAGCAAGACAGCGGGUGGAGGGGGGGGAUGCUGACAGUGAGGAGGGCGGAGGGGAGCAGGGGGGAGCAGGAGGGGGAGGGGCGGCGGCAGCAGUGUGGGCGCAGGUGGUGGGCAGCUCUCGCUUUGUGUCGGGGCUUGGCCUUGCAGACGCCAUGCCAUGCCUGCUCUUCAACGGCGUCUUCUACCCCUCGCCCAAGGUGCCAGGGGGCGCACUGGAGGCGAUGCAGGAGGAGAUGGAGGCGGUGCAGCGGGCUGUGUACUACCAGCAGAUCAGAGGCUCCUCUGACGUCCUCGCCUUCUUCCUCGCCUCCGCUGCCAAGCGCUUCAACCCCGAGGUGGCCCUGCCAGCUGGCAAGACAGCGCCCUACGUGUCCCUGGCGCCUCCCAUGGCUGCUGACAACCCCGCGCUCACGCGCCUCUCCUUCCUGCACUCGCCCGGCACGGAGGACGAGGUGAAGCCCUUCUCUCACCUGCUCGCGCUGGACCUCUCAUCGCACCAAGGGGUGGACCUACUGCUGCAAGCCGUGCUGCACCUGGAGAGCGAGGAGGGCACACAUGCCCGAGUGGCCGUUCUGCACAACCCCCUGCAUGCCCCCGCCACCGCCGAUGCCCGCCUGCCACCUCUCGCAUGGCGCCACCUCGUGCCGCGCCUCAUCAUGGCGGCCGUGCAGAUGCCCAGUCGCCGCAGCAAGCUCCCAGCCUUCCUGCGCAGCCUGCUGCAGCUGCCACUGCUCAGGACCGUGGUCUCGCGGACACACUCAGGCACCGAGGAGGAGGGGUGGGCCGGCAGGGGGGAGGUGAGGAGCGAGAAGGAAGGUCUGGAGCUGCUGGCGUCAGCAUGGAGCAUUGCUGACGAGGCAGGGCUGAACAGGGCCGAGUUGGAGCGUGCUGUGACGGGCGCUGGCGCUGCAGAGGCUGCUGCUGCGCACAUGGCCCAGGAUCGACUCUUUGUGAAGCAGCAUUGCGGCGCCAGCCCGGGCAGCAGCGUCAUCAUCACCAAUGGCAGGCUGUUGGCACCGCAGCACCGCUUUGUGGCGGCGGACUUUGCGCUGCUGGAGGAGGUGGAGUCAAAGCGAGUUAAGCCAGCGCUCUCCGUGCUGCAGGACCUGCCCUCCUGGCCGCACCUCCCGCCCGACCUCCCUCUCAGUGACCACGUGUCGGGCAUGGCGAUGGUGGUGGCAUCAGCGCUGUCAUCAGCAGAGAGGGCCAGCGGUGACUACGUGCAGUUCGCCCGCCUCACUGCCAGCCCCAGCAUCGGCAUCAUCCACAGCAACGACUCGGCACUGCUGCACAUCGAUGGGGUGAUAGACCCGCUCAGUGCGGAGGCACAGCAGGUCACGCCGCUGCUGUUGCUGCUGCACGAGUGGUUCAACCCCUCCCUGCGCAUCUUCAUGAACCCCCUCACGUCCAUCUCCGAGUUCCCUCUCAAGAACUUCUACCGAUACGCCGCUCCCCACAAGGAGCUGGCAGAUGCAUCGGGGGUGCUGGCAGCGGGGGCGGAGGUGGAGUUUCUGAACAUGCCUCUCACGCGCACGCUCACUCUCAACCUCAAAGUGCCCGAGCCCUGGCUCGUCGAGCCGGCUGUAGCGGACCAUGAUUUGGACAAUCUGGUGUUGGAGAAGGUGGCGGACCCCAGCGUUGCCGCUGUCUUUGAGCUUGAGGCGCUCAUGAUCACUGGUGGGUCCGUGCUCAUGGGUGGUGCGAGAUGCUCAUGGGGUGGCUGUGGAGGGAUUUGUGGACACACUCAUGCACGCAGAUGCCUUGGCGCAGACGGUAGAAAAUGUGGCCCAACUACUCUCUGCUCAUACCUGUUUGCCCCCACAACUCUCCCUCCCUCCCUCCACCACGCCACAACCCCCUCUCUACCACCAGGCCACUGCUACGAGGAAUCGGACAUGCAGGAGCCGCCGCGGGGCAUGCAGCUCGUGCUCGGCACGCCCCCGCCCGUCCCCUCCGCCCUCCUCAACCACUCCUCCGCCCCCGCCACCGCCGCCGCCACCAGCAGCAACGGGGCAGCGGGGCGGCCACAGGGCCUGGUGGUGUCAACGGCCUUGGAGGACACGAUAGUGAUGGCGAAUCUGGGCUACUUCCAGCUCAAGGCCGCGCCCGGCCUCUGGCUCCUGCAGCUCGCCCCCGGCCGCUCCCAGACCCUCUACCAACUCGCAGGGGAGGGGGCGCUGGGGGGCAGUGGUGGCGGUGGUGCAGAGGCAGGGAGGGGCGGAGAGAAGGAGGGGGAUGAGGGGAUGGGGGCGGUGGGGCGGGUGGCGAUGGAGGUGGCGGUGAUGGACCUGCGCGGCAAGGUGGUGCAGCUGAGAGUGGUGAAGCGGGCGGGCAUGGAGGGCGAGAAGAUGCUGGAUGGCGCCGGGGGGGAGGAUGGGGACGACGAGCAGCAGGCGGAGCCGGCGGCAGCGGCAUCUCUCUUUGGCUCUUUCUUCCAGAAGCUCACCGGCAAGAAGCCGGCUGCAAAGGGCGAGGGGGCAGCUGCCAACAGCACAAUCAACAUCUUCUCCAUCGCCAGCGGCCACCUGUACGAGCGGUUCACGCGCAUCAUGAUUCUCUCUGUGCUCAAGAACACGCGUCGCCCGGUCAAGUUUUGGUUCAUCAAGAACUACCUCUCGCCCUCCUUCAAGGAGGUGAUACCGCACAUGGCGCGCGAGUACGGGUUUGAGUACGGGCUGAUCACGUACAAGUGGCCGUCAUGGCUGCACAAGCAGACGGAGAAGCAGCGCCUCAUCUGGGCCUACAAGAUCCUCUUCCUCGAUGUCAUCUUCCCCCUCUCCCUGCAAAAGGUGAUAUUCGUGGACGCGGAUCAGGUGGUGAGGGAGGACAUGGGGCGGCUGUACGACAUGCCACUGCACGGCCACCCCCUCGCGUACACGCCCAUGUGCGACAACAACCGCGACAUGGAGGGCUACCGCUUCUGGAAGCAGGGCUUCUGGAGGGAUCAUUUGAGAGGAAAGCCGUACCACAUUAGCGCCCUGUAUGUGGUGGAUCUGGUGCGCUUCCGGCGCAUGGCAGCGGGCGACACGCUGAGAGUGAUCUACGAGAGCCUCAGCAAGGACCCCAACUCCCUCGCCAACCUCGACCAGGACCUACCGAACUACGCGCAGCACACGGUGCCGAUCCUGUCGCUGCCACAGGAGUGGCUGUGGUGUGAGUCGUGGUGUGGCAACGCCACCAAGGCCCGUGCCAAGACCAUCGACCUCUGCAACAACCCCAUGACCAAGGAACCCAAGCUGCAGGGGGCGAGGCGCAUAGUGGCGGAGUGGGGGGCGCUGGACGAGGAGCAGCGGCACUUCACAGAGAGAGUCACCCGAGGGGAGUUCGACGACCUCCCACCCUCCGCGCCUCGUGGCACGCUGCGAUUCACCGGCUUCCAUUCAGCCCCUCGACCAGAGGAGGGGCCGGUGAGGGAGGCUAUGACAGAAGAGGAGGAGGGGGGAGUGGAUGAUAUGGAUGGAGUGAGUGAGGGAGAACAGGAGAGAGAGGAGGGAGAGGAGGGUGGAGAGGAGGGAGGGGAGGGAGGGGAGGAGGCGGGGGAUUGGGCGGGGUACGAGGUGGACACAGCAUAUGAGGACUUGGAGGGGCUGGAGGAGAUUGCGGUGGAGGCUGUUGAUGGCGUGGAGGAGGGCGAGGAGGGCGGGGAGGAGGAGGAUGAGGAGGAGCUAGGGCAUGAGGAGUUGUGA